GAGUCAACAUGCUCUUGAAAGUUUUGUCUAAGGUUAACUAGAACUUAAGUGGGAUCGGUGUGACUUCUCCAGUCUUCUUGGAAACUUUCUCGACCAUGUUUGAUUCUAGAAAAUGGCAACUGUCACUGAUGCUGCUGCUGCUGCUAAUGUUGGUGAGGAUCAGAACCCUGGGGCAACUAGCUUGCCAACCUCUGUGGUCAACCCUGUUGUUACUCCUACUGUUCCAGGAGGACCGCUCAACUAUCAUGAGCACCUGGAGAAGUUUACUGAAGUGAAUUUCAAGAGGUGGCAGCAGAAGAUGUUGUUUUACCUGACUACUGUUAGUCUUGCGAGCUUUUUGAGUGAGGAUCCACCAGUCGUGGAGGAGAAUGAGCAAGACAAGCAAAAACUCAUGGCUUUAGAUACUUGGAAGCAGUUAGACUUUCUUUGCCUAAACUAUGUUCUGAAUGGCUUGGCCGAUUCAUUGUUCAACGUGUUUUAUGCCAAGAAGUCAGUAAAGGAGUUGUGGAAUGCUUUAGACAAGUACGAGACCGAGGAUGUUGGGGCAAAGAAAUUUGUCGUUGGCCGAUUUCUGGACUUCAAAAUGGUGGACUUAAAAACUGUCAUGAGAUUCAUGCAGAGUGAAUGUUCUUGAGUGAAUCAUUCUAGGUAACUGCGUUGAUUGAGAAGCUGCCUAACGGUUGGAAAGACUUCAAGAACUACUUAAAGCACAAGCGAAAGGAGAUGACAGUUGAAGAACUCGUUGUCAGGCUCCGAAUUAAGGAUGAUAAUAGGAAGAAAUAAGGGAGUACCUCCACUGUGACAGCAAACAUGGUUGAGCAUGGCCAGUCCUCGUGGGUGACGAAGAAGCCACCGACAGGCAAAAGCUCAAAUUUGGAGGCAAGAGACGGUGUCUCCAAAAGGCCAGUCUACAAGCCGCAUGAACCUACUUUUAGGUUCAAUGGAAAGUGCUUCAACUAUGAAAACGAUGGGCAUUGGGCGAUUGAUUGCCACAAGAAGAAGAAGCCUUACAAGAAGUACCCUCCACAGAACAAAAGUCGGGCUCCCAUGGCUGAAAUGGAGGAUCUGUCACAAGAUCAUCUAUCAGUUAUUGUCUCUGAGGUGAACAUGGUGGGGUCUAACCCGAAGGAAUAGUAGGUGGACACUGGGGCUACUCGCCACAUCUGUGCUGAGAAGAAGAUGUUCACAACUUUCGAAUUGGUUUCAAACGGUGAGAAGUUGUUCAUGAAAAAUUUUGCGACCUCAAUUGUUGAGGGUAAAGGCAUGGUGGCCCUGAAGAUGACUUUAGGAAAAGAGCUUACUCUGAACGAUAUCCUAUUUGUUAAGGAAAUUUGUAAGAACCUUGUCUCGGGGUCGCUCUUAAGCAAGCAUGGCUUCCGCAUGGUGUUUGAGUUUGAUAAGGUCGGGUUGACCAAGAGUGGGGUCUGUGUGGGGAAGGGAUAUAUAUAGGGUAGUAUGUGUAAGCUCAAUCUAAUGACUAUUAUCCCUAAAGUUAAUGAGAAAGCUUCUUCUUCUGCUUAUAUGCUUGAGUCCCCUGAAUUAUGGCAUUAUAGACUUGGUCAUGUGAAUUUUGACUUGUUGCGUAGAUUAAUUAAGUUAGAUCACAUACCAUCUUUUAAGAUUAAUCCAAAUCAUAAGUGUGAAACUUGUGUAGAAGCUAAAUUGAGAAGGACUUCCUUUCAUUCUGUUGAAAGAAGUACCGAAUCUUUAGAUUUAGUGUAUAGUGAUGUGUGUGACUUGAAAGUUGUACAAUCAUGUGGUGGCAACAAGUACUUCAUCACUUUUGUUGAUGAUUUGCACUAAGUACUAUUAUAUGUGUUUGCUUAAAAGCAAAGAUGAGCUGAUUGAUAAGUUUAUUCUUUUUAAGAAUGGAGUUGAGAAUCAACUAAACCGAAAGCUCAAAGCUUUAAGAAGUGAUCGUAGUGGAGAAUAUGAAUCGUCUUUUAUUGAGAUUUGUGCUUAAUUUGGAAUUAUUCACCAAACUACAACACCUUAUUCCCCUUAGUCAAAUGAUGUUGCUGAGCGAAAAAAUAGGACGUUGAAAGAAAUGAUGAAUGUAAUGUUGAUAAGUUUUGGGUUGUCACAGAACUUGUGGGGGGAAGCAAGUCUCUUCGCGAGUUACAUUCUAAAUAGAAUACCUCGGAAGAAAGUGGACAAGACUCCAUAUGAAUUAUGGAGAGGCCGCAAGCCUUCUUAUAAUUUCCUACGAAUGUGGGAGUGUCUUGCAAAAGUGGCAGUACCUACACCUAAGCGGAUUAGAAUAGGUCUGAAAACCAUGUAUUAUAUAUUCAUUGGUUAUGCACCAAUGUUUAGAAACUCGAACCGGAGCAGCUGGUCGGACCGGUCCUACUGGUAAUUGGGCCUUGUUUCAGCCCAAAAAACCCUCUAAACUCAGCUGAAGAGCAAAACCGCUGUAAAACAAAAGAGCUGGCAGACCCGGUGAGCGAACCGUCUAAACUAGCGACCUGGAAUGGGUUUUGAAACCCGGCCGGUUCAGUUGAAUAUAUAUAUAGCCCUCAAAAAAUCCCAAAUCCUAGGGCUAACAGAAGGGUUUCAGCUCUUCUCUCUCUUUCUCUUUUCUAGGUGUCGCCAUCGCCGGUUUUGGCUUCUCUUAAACUGUCACUUUCUCUUUGUCCAGCUCCAACAGCCAUAGAAUUUCGGCAGUGAACGGAGGACACAAAUCCGGUGUGCAAAAAUUUGUGAUUUGGUGAACUAGUUUUUUUUUUUGAACCCAUUUAAAUCUGUGUUUUGGGGAUGGCUUCCUGUACACAAAAAUCUGUGAUUUGGUGAGCAAAAAUCUGUGAUUUGGUAAAUGAAAAUCUAUUUGGUUUGGUGAACCCAAAUUCCAAUUAAACCUUUUUUUCUUUUCUCGGAUUGCUUACAUUUGUCACUGUUGUUGGCACGUAUACACGGGUAUAUUAUUCCUAUUCCUCUGAACCUCUUAUCUCAUGUGUAUAUAUAUAUAUAUAUAUAUGUGACUAUUAUGUGCGUGUUAAAUUUUGUUCUGUUUGGUCUUUGAUUUGAUUUUGUUUCACCUAUUAAUUUUUCUCUUUUUUUUUUUGG
Camellia sinensis is the source of this 3063-nucleotide messenger RNA. The record is from RefSeq and is a predicted model, not a curated record. Lineage: Eukaryota; Viridiplantae; Streptophyta; Magnoliopsida; Ericales; Theaceae.